Penaeus vannamei (Pacific white shrimp) is the source of this 2163-nucleotide messenger RNA. Lineage: Eukaryota; Metazoa; Arthropoda; Malacostraca; Decapoda; Penaeidae. The record is from RefSeq and is a predicted model, not a curated record.
CGGCGCUCAUACCCCCACAGCAGGCGCAGGUUGGUUCUGCUGCUGGAAGGAAUCACCAAAGAGCACCACUCGCAGUUCGCUGGUCGACUCUGCGAAAGCUUUGUGCCAGACGAAGAAAACAGAACCACAAUAAAGAUGGCAGUGGAGGAACAACUUGCAAGGCUGGAUGCGUACCUUGGAGCCCAUUUGAACAGUCCACUAAAUCUCACGCUCUUUACGAUGCUAGUCAUUCAGGAUCCUACUAUAACAGAGACUCUAACCACUGCCACUGCACUGUAUGUUUUACUGACAAAAUUGGUCACUGAGAAGGUUACUGAAAGAAUUUCGCGCAAGGUUUGGGACCCCGACAUCGAGUACAAGAUUUCUCAGUUCGAGGACUACAACGACGGCCUGGCAUUCCGGGCCAUGAAGCGCCGCGAAUACGAGCUGCAGUCGGACACCGUGGAGUGCCUGCGAGGCAAGUGCCGUGAGCUGGGCCUUCCCCACGAGGAGCUCAUGUCUGCCUUCUUCACUGCGCGGUCCUGCCGGCGAGGUCUCUUCUCGGCCCUGGCCUACUCCUAUCAUCACCUCAGACUCCAGGAGUUCUACACCGCACGGCACCUGUACCGGAGCAUCGUGCACUCACAGAAUGCGGAAGAAGUCAUCCACUCGUACCUCGCCGAGUCCGUGGAAUGGAAGUCAGAACAAAGAUUUCAGAACGUGCUGGUCCAUCUGACGGGACUCAUGGCACGCCACAGCGAACACCUGGCCCACGUUCCUGGCCUGCUGAGCCAGGCGCACAUGCCCUCCACCGCGGUGGACCCACUGCUGGCCCACGUGGUGGAGGCGGGGUUGCACCCGCUCGUGGUGCAGGCCGCCGCCGCAGAGCUCCAAGCCCACUGCGAGGAGUGGGAUGGCUGGGUGCAGGUGAAGAACCCAGGCAGCCUGAGUGCCUUGGCGCCGGUCCUCGACGAAGCGCCGGAGUGUGUGAAAACACUGGCGCUAAAGGCGUCCUCACGGAGUCCUGCGGACGAGUCCCUGACGGCCGCCUUCCGCGCACUCUCACGAAAGGACGUCCGCCUGGUCCUCGACCUCCCGAACUUCUACUUCAGCGAUCAGGAUUUAUCGAUCACUGACGAAACCUUCCAUUUGAUUUCGGCGGCCGGCGAGACCUGCUGCCUGGAGGGCUUCCGCGGCCGCCUCACGCCCUCGGCGCUGCGCCUGCUGCCGCGCUGCCUCAAGGAGCUGCGCCUGCGGGUCGACCUCCGGCACGUCCUCGUGCUCAGCGACGUCCUGCCGCGCCUUCCCAACUUGGAAAUUCUGGGUUUGAAAUACGAGGAUCCCGAACGGUACGAAGUGGCCCUUCUGCCGCCGCUUCCCUUCUCUCACCGUAAACUGUGCUUCACCUUCACCCCCUUUGUGACGGACAGCGAGGACGACCUGCAGUGGGCGAGCGGGACCCUGGCCAGGCUGUGCUCCCAGAGGCCGAGCGGGAACUGCGCCAGCAUCUUCUUCAAAAACACAAGCCUCACGCAAACGGGCAUCAGGAGGCUCUUCGAGUUGCUGCACGAGAAGGGCGUCAGCGUGUCGCAGCGCCUGGAUAUCAGCCUGACGCAGAGACCGCGAGACAACGCGGAGCUCAGUGACUUGGCGUCUUCGCUUGGUCUCGGGAACUUCAUCUGCCACUCGAGCGCGCAGACGGCCAUAAUGUGAGCCUUGCCGCCAGGCGACGCACGGCAGCUUUCAGAUUUCCAUUAACCUGACUCAGAUGUCUGAAGAAAUGAAUACCGACGCACAAUACACAUGCCAGCCGGUUAAGUCUGGCACUGUACAUCGAAGUUUUAGAGCCGAGAGCGAUGCCUGGAAGAUGCCGAAGCGCAUGAUGUGGACGCGAUGGAUUCAAGGAAAGAGAAAUCACUGAGUGAAAACUGGACACCUGGUAAUGCUCGUUACAAUGAUGACGUGAUUUUAACAGAGUAGACAAGUCUUCAAUAGUGAACAAAUGCAGGGCUAGUAAUUUCAUAGCUGGAUUAGCUAUACCAAUAUUUUGCAUUGAAAAUAAAGUAAGUACACACAGACACACAUAUACGUAUAUAUACAUAGAUGCGUGCGUAUACACAAAGACAUACAUAUAUAUACACACCUAUAUGCUCAAACAUUUAUAUACAUAUACGUACAUAUACA